Molecule: messenger RNA, 1143 nt
Organism: Pyrgilauda ruficollis (rufous-necked snowfinch)
Lineage: Eukaryota; Metazoa; Chordata; Aves; Passeriformes; Passeridae
Source: the annotation of a RefSeq genome assembly
AUGGCCCUCAAUCUUCGUAAAAACCACCAAAUCCUAAAAAUCAUCAAUGACGCCCUAAUUGACCUUCCUACACCAUCCAACAUCUCAACAUGAUGAAACUUCGGGUCACUACUAGGCAUCUGCCUAAUCUCCCAAAUUAUCACAGGCCUACUGCUAGCCAUACACUAUACAGCAGACACCAACCUAGCAUUCUCCUCCGUUGCCCACAUAUGCCGAGACGUCCAAUUUGGCUGAUUAAUCCGCAACCUCCACGCAAACGGAGCCUCACUCUUCUUCAUCUGCAUCUACCUGCACAUCGGCCGAGGACUUUACUACGGCUCAUACCUCAACAAAGAGACCUGAAACGUCGGAGUAAUCCUCCUCCUAACCCUCAUGGCAACCGCCUUUGUAGGGUACGUCCUACCAUGAGGCCAAAUAUCAUUCUGAGGAGCCACGGUCAUUACAAACCUAUUCUCAGCUAUCCCCUACAUCGGACAAACACUAGUAGAAUGAGCCUGAGGGGGAUUCUCAGUAGAUAACCCCACACUAACUCGAUUCUUCGCCCUUCACUUCCUACUUCCAUUCGUCAUCGUAGGAUUCACAUUAGUCCACCUCACAUUCCUACACGAGACAGGAUCAAACAACCCACUAGGAAUCCCUUCAGACUGCGACAAAAUUCCCUUCCACCCAUACUACACCGUAAAAGAUAUUCUAGGAUUCGUACUCAUACUCAUCCUACUUGUUUCCUUAGCCCUAUUCUCCCCUAACCUCCUAGGAGAUCCCGAAAAUUUCACACCGGCCAACCCCCUAGUGACACCUCCUCACAUCAAACCCGAAUGAUACUUCCUAUUCGCCUACGCGAUCCUACGAUCCAUCCCAAAUAAACUAGGAGGAGUACUAGCCCUAGCCGCUUCAAUCCUCGUACUAUUUCUAACCCCACUUCUCCAUACAUCAAAACUACGAUCAAUAACCUUCCGCCCACUCUCUCAAAUCCUGUUCUGAACCCUAGUUGCCAACGUCCUAAUCCUCACCUGAGUAGGCAGCCAACCAGUAGAACACCCAUUCAUUAUCAUCGGCCAACUAGCCUCACUCUCAUACUUCACAAUUAUCCUAGUACUAUUCCCCCUCGCAGGCAUCCUAGAAAAUAAACUACUCAAACUCUAA